Messenger RNA from Naegleria fowleri, 2157 nucleotides. RefSeq lists its product as uncharacterized. The transcript has a single exon. The record is from RefSeq and is a predicted model, not a curated record. Gene Ontology annotation, molecular function: transcription coactivator activity. Lineage: Eukaryota; Heterolobosea; Eutetramitea; Acrasida; Naegleriidae. Gene Ontology annotation, cellular component: mediator complex. Gene Ontology annotation, biological process: regulation of transcription by RNA polymerase II. Bases 1 to 2157 code for a protein of 718 amino acids.
AUGUCCUCUUAUAAUAAUAAUAAUUAUUAUUAUUAUGGGGCAGCAGCUGGAUCUUCCUCUGUGUAUCCGAACAAUUCAUCGUUGUUUCAAUAUUCCAACAAUCAUAAUAACAAUGGUGGUGGUUUGAUGGUAUCGCAAACCUAUGAAGAUGGUGGUAUUUCGUAUCAUCAUCAUCACCGUCAUGAUCCUUAUCAUCCACAACACCAACAACAAAUAACAUACGCUCAUCAACAACCUUCGAUGAAUUCAUAUUCAUAUUCGACUCAUAAUCCUCAUCAUCACCAUUAUCAAAUACAACAACAAGUAGUGGCCGAUCAAUCCUCGUUCAUCUCCAUUGAUUACUACAAUGAAAAUGAUUUUUUGGAAAAGGAAGUCAAUAGCAACAAUAAUACUACUUCCAGAAAACAUUCUCAUCAAAGAAGGGACUCUUUUGAUUCCUCCACCACUCAUACCUCGGUCGCUUCCUCGGUGGCUUCUUCCACUCGAGCCAGCAGCGUAAGAGGAAUCUCGGUACCGAGAUCGUCUUUUGAGUACUCAACUUCCUUUCAUCCCAGCAACAACACAACAACGAUGAAUCCACAGCAACAACAACCAAACUCGAGCUAUUAUUAUCGACCACAAGCACAACAUCCCUCUUCAUCUAUCCAUAUACCCACACCUUCUCCUCCCAAUGUACCAUCAUCAUCCUCUCGAAUUGUGCCUUCUCUCAAUACUCAACUCAUAACACAUUAUCAAGCUUACGAGUCGUUAGAGACUGAUUCCUCAGUGGAUGUGUGUCCCGUGAAGGAUGAUCAUAUUUGGAUGAUUGAUAAUUUGGUUACAAUUGAAGAGGCUGAACAAUUAAUUGACAUUUAUCAGGAUAUUUCCCGAAGAAAGGCAGAGUUGCUUUUACAACAACAAUUACAGCUUCAAUUACAGAAACAGCAGCAACAACAACAACAACGAAACUCGCACUAUGGAAACAGAGUGGCCUCAUCGUCAGCAUCAUCGAAACUGCCACGAAAAGGGCCCUCAUCGAACGAUAUUCUUGCUAAUACCACCGUUCCUGCAUCGCCGGCAUCAUCGAUCAUGUCAAAUACCAACACAGUGCCAACCUUUCACAACUACAUGAUGAAUAACAAUGAAAAUGGCAUUAAUUUUGAAAACAGAGUUCAACAUAUCGAGUACACAAACGAGGAAUUUGCAAACUUUAUAUUUGAACAAUUGAAAGAUGUUCUUCCGCCAAAUCAGUCAAAAGUUUUUGGAGAAAAGAUCGGAAGAACAUUUGAAUUGAGUUGUAUUAAUGAAACAUUUAGUAUUUAUGAAUUACGACCAGGUGAAAAGAUUGAUAAAUCGAAAGGAGAAGACAAGUGUAGAAUUAUUGAAGUUGAGAGUGAAGUCAGCUCAACAUCAACUGCCGCAAAUAUGGAAUCUUCUUCAGCUCGAGCUAUUGGUCACAACAUGCACAAUAGUUAUGUGACAAAUUCGAGAUAUUCCUCAAAUAAUGCUGUACAGUAUACGAGUAUGGGGCCAAACAAAGGACGAGAUAAUACGAGUCUUCAACGUUCCAUUCCAACCAUUACAGAGCGAUAUCACGAAAAGAGUUUCCUCACUUGUGUCAUUUGCUUGAAAGGUGUUGUUAACACGGCACAAAACGAGUCCAAUCAACGCUUGUUUGGUAUUAAUCUGUAUGACAUGUCGAAGGAGAGACCUGAGCACUUUGUCGUUUUGGACCACGUGGGCAAGAGUUGCCUCUUCAGCGAUAAUGCUCAACUUUUUGAAGUGAUUGAAAAUUUUGGAACGGAAAAUAUUUAUCUUUUAGUGGUCAAUGUCAUGUAUAGAUCGAAGAUUUCGUCGAAUCAACCUCUUAGUUCAAAAUCUAGCGAUGCUACUUGCACGCUCGAGCAGGAUUCUCAAAAUGGCGUGCUAAAUGUCACAGAAGAAAAUCAACAGACACAACAAUUCUCAGGUUAUACCAAUGAUCCAUAUGGAGACGAACAUUAUUUAGAAUUGGAAUCUCAAAAGAAAAAGAAGAAAUCGAACGUGAGCAAAUACGUAUUGUUGGCCUUUGGAACGGGUAUGGUUGUCCUCACGAGCUUAUUUAUUCAGGGUGGACGAGUGAACAAACCCAUUGUUGCCAAACUUCUUUCCAUCAUUUCAAAACAUUUGAAUAUUUAA